Messenger RNA from Helianthus annuus (common sunflower), 783 nucleotides. RefSeq lists its product as uncharacterized. The record is from RefSeq and is a predicted model, not a curated record. The transcript is spliced from 3 exons. Bases 1 to 783 code for a protein of 260 amino acids. NCBI's taxonomy places the organism in Eukaryota, Viridiplantae, Streptophyta, Magnoliopsida, Asterales, Asteraceae.
AUGGAACUCGAUUUAGUUCAAUCGGUAAAACACGGCAAUGAAGGCGAUGUUUACUUCCGGCAACAACGGCUACUUCCGACGGUGGCGAUGUAUUUGAUUAAGGUGUAUGAUCACUUACAGCCUCGUACCACUUCUUCUUCAGUUGAGAAAGAUAAAGAUAAGGUUAAAGCUCCUACCGAGAGUUGGGAACGAUUGGAUUCAAUCGUUCUUCAAUGGAUUUACGGAACAAUCUCUUCCGAUCUUCUUCACACCAUUCUAAAGCCCAACACCACCGCCUAUGACGCCUGGACCGCGUUAGCCAAUUUAUUCCAAGACAACAAAGCAACCAGAACAAUCGACCUCAACAACCGAUUUUCAAGCACUCGCCUUGAUCAGUUUCAAUCGAUGUCCGCCUACUGCCAAGCCAUGAAGAUUAUGUUUGACCAGCUAACCAACAUCGGCUCCUCCAUCACCGACGAACAACUGGUGUUACAAAUUCUCGCAGGUCUCACCGAACAAUACGAAAGCGUUGCUCUCAUCCUCCAAAAUACGAAACCCUUACCCAGCUUCGAGACCCGCUCUCAACUGUGUAUGGCAGAAACCAGGAAAAUCAAUCAAGCAAAACAAGCCGCUCAGCUUGCUGGUACAGCCCUAACCGCCACAGCCGAUCGUAACUCCUCCUCUCGAUCUUCAGAUACUCGCCAGCCAGACAAUCGGACUGAUUCAUCGGAACGCACUCGUGGUCACGGCCGUGGUGCCAUGGAAUUUCUCCUUUUCCCCUACGACCGGUCAUUCUCAACAUAA